This is a messenger RNA of Leptidea sinapis, 3542 nucleotides long. It is a transcript of the gene ClC-b, whose product is annotated as H(+)/Cl(-) exchange transporter 7. The transcript has 15 exons. Gene Ontology annotation, molecular function: voltage-gated chloride channel activity. Lineage: Eukaryota; Metazoa; Arthropoda; Insecta; Lepidoptera; Pieridae. Gene Ontology annotation, cellular component: lysosomal membrane; intracellular membrane-bounded organelle. The record is from RefSeq and is a predicted model, not a curated record. Gene Ontology annotation, biological process: transmembrane transport; chloride transport. The coding region runs from base 290 to 2659 and encodes 789 amino acids.
GAUAUUACUCUUUGACUAAUCAUUAUAGUCUAAACUAUUAUAUUACUAAACUCUGAAGUCAAGCAGAUAAACACUAAAGUCUAAACAAAAACACAGUAGUCACUGGUCAGUGGUCAGUGAGUCAGAAGUUUAGAAAUGAGUAGGAAAUUCCAAGCUUUUUAGAAAAUAUAAUAAAUGUUAUGUUCUUGUUAUUGUGACAAAAGGUCACAAUUACAAGUAAGCAAUCUGUUGAAAUGAUAUAGUCACAAGUGAAUUUAUCCCUUGACUAUUUACUAUAAAUUUUUAAACAAUGAGCAAAUCGGAAUUAAGCAGUAUAGUGGAAACUUCUUCGGAUACUGCACAACUCAUCAGUACUGACGAUGCGAGUACAUCAAACUGCGCGCAAUUGAAUAAUCUUUCUACGGAUCAGAAUGAAGAUGACGAAAUUCAAGGGAGUCAUGGAGUGAGAAGAAGGCAGCCAGUACAAAAAAUAGAACCUGGAUCUCUGAAUAUAUUAUCAGCAAAGUAUGAAAGUUUAGACUAUGAUACUUGUGAAAACCACUUACUUCUAGAUGAGGAAAGGAAAAGAGGCUAUACAUUUGUUGUUUGGAAGGACAUAGCGAGGUGGUUCAUUGUGCUGCUCAUUGGUGUUAUAACUGCACUAAUAGCAUUUACAAUUGACAUCUGUAUCGAAGAGUUCUCGAAUAUUAAAUAUAAACAGCUGAAGAAGUCUGUGGACAAGUAUAUACUAUUGGAUAAGCUGUACAUACCUUACCUACUGUGGGUGUUAACAAACAUAAGUAUUGUGUUCAUAGGAUCUAUGCUGGUUGCUUAUGUUGAACCAGUGGCAGCAGGAAGUGGUAUACCACAAGUGAAAUGUUACUUAAAUGGUGUGAAAGUGCCCCGAGUGGUGAGGAUAAAGACGUUGUUCGUCAAGUCUGUGGGUGUCAUAACAGCUGUGGUCGGUGGACUCGCCGGUGGGAAGGAAGGUCCCAUGAUACACAGCGGGGCCGUUGUCGCCGCCGGGAUAUCUCAAGGCAAGAGCACCACCUUCAACAAGGACUUCAAGGUUUUCGAAUACUUUCGUGAGGAUCAUGAGAAACGGGACUUUGUGUCUGGAGGUGCCGCAGCCGGUGUCGCCGCAGCUUUCGGCGCUCCUAUAGGUGGCGUGCUAUUUUCACUGGAAGAAGGCACCAGUUUCUGGAACCAAGCGCUAACAUGGCGGACGUUCUUCGGCACGGUCGUCGCAACGUUCACGUUAAACUUCGCCCUGUCCGCGUACCACGGACAUCCCGGCGAUCUGAAUUAUUCAGGUCUUUUAAAUCUGGGCAAAAUGGAGCCGUUUUCAUUUCAAUUCUACGAGUUGCCAGUGUUUAUACUUUUUGGUGUCAUCGGUGGUCUGCUCGGAGCUUUAUGGAAUCAUAUCAAUUAUAAAUUAGCUAUUUUCAGAAUAAGGUACAUUAGCAGUCCUUGGCUUCGUGUUGUCGAAGCGUGUCUGGUGGCAGCGGUGACGGCCACCUGUGGGUUUCUCAUGAUGUUCCUGCUGAACGACUGCCGGCCGCUUGGUGAGGACCCCACCAAGGUGCCGCUCCAGCUUUUCUGCGCAGACGGUGAAUACAACGCGCUCGCUGCCAUCUGGUUCCAAACCCCGGAAGCGUCGGUACGGUCAUUCCUGCACGACCCUUUGGGCUCUUACAAGCCAGUCUCCUUGCUGGUGUUCGUGUUGAGCUACUUCCUGCUAUCCACUUGGACAUUCGGUGUGGCGGUUUCCAGCGGAUUGUUCAUACCGAACCUGCUCACCGGCGCCGCCUGGGGGCGACUGUUGGCGAUAGUGAUACAAUAUAUGUUACCCUCCUCUAACAUAAACCCAGCGAAGUACGCUCUGGUGGGUGCAGCGGCCCAGUUAGGUGGUGUAGUCCGAAUGACCAUAUCUCUCACCGUCAUCAUCAUUGAGACCACGGGCCAGAUCUCCAACGCGCUGCCGGUCAUCAUCACACUGGUCGUAGCAAAGUGGACCGGAGAUUUCUUCAACGAGGGUAUAUAUGACAUCCACAUCCAGCUCGCAGGAGUCCCGAUACUCCCAUGGGAGCCCCCGCCGCUCACGCACAACAUCUACGCGUCCGAGGUGAUGUCCCACCCGGUCUUCACGCUGAGGACUGUCGAGAAUGUUGGCCACAUUGUUGAGAUACUGAAGCUGGUUUCAUACAACGGCUUUCCCGUUGUAGACCCGCCUCUCAUUGAUGAGGCUGAAGUACCGACGUACAAGCGGUUACGAGGAAUGAUUCUGCGGUCGCAGCUGAUAGUGCUGAUACAGAACAAGAUAUACAACGAAAAUGCCAACACCACCUGGUCCAACCUCAAUGUGGACAUGAAUAUGUUCCGCAAGGAAUAUCCCAGAUACCCAUCCAUAGACGAGUUAGACAUUUUAGAUUGGGAAAAGACAUGUACGAUAGAUCUCAGACCGUUCAUGAAUCCAUCUCCGUAUACGUUGCCACACCGAGCGUCGCUGCCUCGACUGUUCCGGCUCUUCAGGGCAUUGGGGUUGCGGCAUCUGCCCAUCGUGAAUGACGUCAAUGAGGUUGUUGGGAUGGUGACCCGAAAAGACAUUGCACGGUACAGAGUAUGGAGACAUCAUUGUCAUAUGGGCAUGGAGGAACUACUCCUAUCUAGCGAAAUUUAGCAUAUUUAAACUCUAGAAAUAAAAAUUAUAUGAUAUUAUUUUAAUUUAAGAAUCAUGUAGAAUUCAAAUCAUCAUCAUCAUGUUAUGAAUCUUUAUUUAAAUCUAUCUUUGAACUUCCUUAAAUCAUAACUAAAUCGUCAUCAGCAAAUACAAUUUCCUUAUAUUAUGUAUGUCUGUUUAGUUACAUAAUAUACCAAUUAUUGAAUAUUAAUAUUGUGUGAUAUAAUAAUAAAUUAGGUUAAUUGUGUCGGUUAGCAACCAGUUGGCUGUGUUACACACUUCAGGUGAGUAGAUAUAAAAUGUUCUCUGCACGCAACAUAUUACAUUGUAUAUGUUAAUCUAAGUUUGUCCAAAAUAUAGUCUAGUUGGGAUAUAAAAAAUAAAUUAUAGUACAUUUACAUAUUACACAUAUAUAUACAUUUAAAAUGCUGCAAGUGUUUGUCAUGCACACUAGAAUAAUAAUAAAGUAAUAAUCUAAACAUGACAAUUAUGAAGCACUCUUUCACUUACAAAAACAAGAAUAUAAAUAAAAACAAAACAGAAAGAUUCGGAUAGUUAUAAUAUUGAUUGUAUUUGAAAAUGAUUUUUAUCUAGGAUUAAAAUCUAAGGAGAAAACAGUUGAGAAUAUUUGUAUAGAAAUGGCCACUAAGUAAUGCUUCAUUUAUUAUUUCAGUAUAAUGUUAUACAAUUAUAAAUAUAACUGUACCAUUUCCUGUUGCCAAAGAUCUUUAGUAAAAUUAUUUGAACUAUAUUAAGAGAAAGAGAAUGAUAUUAAAGAUGUUUAUUAUAUAAAUAAUGUUAGAUAUUAUUUAGAAAAUAUGUACAUUAAUUAUCUGUAAUAUUAUAUAAAUAUGUGCUCAAGGUAAAUAAAAUGUAUAAUAUA